GAAUCGCAGCACGAAUGAAACCUAGCGGAUGUAGCUGCAGCAGUGCAGCAGCAACAAGGCAAGUAGAUGGUGGAUGUAUAAACACAAAUAUGGUGCAACUCUUACGAUCAGGCGGCCGCUGGCGUCACCUAGUGCUAAACUUUCGGAUCAGCAGCGCCGGCAGGUGAUUUCGGCGUGGAGUGUGUUACGACGCCGCAAGAACGUGACGAUAGCGGCUGGUAAUCAACGUUUAUUCGUGCGCAGCUUGCGCUUUAUAUGGUAGACAGGCAAGGGGAAGGCGAGAGGGAAAGGGAGAGAGAAGGUGGAAGAUAAGAUGACAAGCGCCACUGUGCUUGUGGCGGCGUAGCCGAUCUGCAACAGUCUUCUCCCUCCUAGGGGGAAAACCGCACUGGGGCUCUCCUGGUUCGAGUCGGUCGCUGCAGGCCUGGCGCUGCCUCCGGCGGCGGGAGACGUGACGGACUGGAAGCACUUUCCGGUGGACUUUCGGGAAGCCGGGGCUUGAUUUGAUCGAGGUGUCUGUGAAGGACGUCUCCCUCGUUGCCGUCGGCGGUGACCAUGCGUGCGCCGUCCGUGGACUGUACUCUAGCUGGUGUCCACAGUUCACCUCUUCCAAAAUUUCGCACCCAUACUGGUUCCCCUGUGUGGACAGGAUUGUUGGUAUAAGUGUCGUUCCGAUCGUUGACUCGUGAUGGUGGGGUUACGACCGCAUUAUCUAGCCUUGAGCGCAGCUCGUAUCCCAUUAGCAGCAUGGCCGGGGUCUUGCCACCUGCGGAAGGUGUCCGACGGUACUGAUGCAGCACCCUUGCUAGACGAGUCUGCAGCGACCCUUGCUUGUUUUUUUUAAGUCCCUGUUUCACUGUACGGACGGCGCGCUCCGCCAGCCCAUUAGACGGGGGGUGGUAAGGUGCCGUACGAAGGUGAACGAUGUUAUUGAGCCGCAGAAACUUUCCAAACUCUUCACAUGUAAACUGUGGGCCAUUGUCAGAUACAAUGGUUUCUGGCAACCCGAAGGUGCUAAAUACCGUUCGCAACGCCUCAACCGUAGAAACCCCAUUGGCACUUUUUAUGGGCACCGCCUCAAUCCACUUCGUGUGUGAAUCUACCACAACUAACAACAUAAAACCAUCCACUGGUCCCGCAAAAUCGAUGUGCAAUCUGGACCAGCGUCGCCCCGUCUCCGGCCACGGAACAGGUGUUUGUCUAGGUGGCAUCGGUGCGGCCUGCACACAAAUAUGGCACGUCUUUACGAGUCGCUCAAUAUCUUGGUCAAUGCACGGGUACCACAGCAUUGAGCGAGCUAGCGUCUUCAUGGAGCCCAUUCCCUGAUGCGUAUCAUACAGUAGUCGUAGCAUUGCUGGUCUGGCAACUUGCGGCACAACCACGCGAUGGCCCCAAUACAAAAGCCCAUGGCUAACAGUCAUCUCGUCUCUCCUGUCAAAGUAGGGUUUUAAAUGGCUGUCCUCUAGUGCUAGACGAGAGGGCCAGCCUUCCUGUACCCACUUCCGCACCUUUGCGAAACCAUCAUCUUCCGCCGUCAAAACGGCCAACUGCUUAGCCGACAAGGCGCCAUCGUUGAGGCUUUCAGUGAGGAGAACAUACUCACAGCCAUCCACGUCUUCCGCCGAUUCAGGGGGUGCUGAUCCAGACGCUGGAAGCCGGCUGAGUGCGUCGGCCGGAAUAUUGGCUUUGCCGUCCUUGUGCUGGAUGACGUAGUUGUAGGCCCCCAGCAGCAGAGCCCACCGUUGGAUCCGCCCCGCAGCCAUCGCCGGUACGGCCUUAUCAGGAUGAAACAACCCCAACAAGGGUUUAUGGUCAGUCGCGAGCGUGAAACACCUUCCCAAGAGGUAUGUUCGGAAUUUCGACACACCGAACACCAAAGCGAGGGCCUCCCGCUCUAACUGUGAAUAAUUCCGCUCGGCGGCUGUGAGUGUGCGAGAGCGGAACCCUAUGGGGCGCAGGACCUCCUGGCCAACAUCGUGAGACAGUACGGCGCCAAUGCCCAAUGGUGACGCGUCACACUCAAGAAUUAACGGCUUGUCUGGGUCAAAAUGCGCCAAGAAGUCACCUUUUUUGAGUUGGGUCUUCGCCUCGCUAAACGCGCGUUGCUGUCUGGGUCCCCAUUCCCACUUUGCCUCCGCGCGGAGAAGCUCGUACUACGGCGCCAUGAUCGAGGACGCGUUCUUGAGGAACUUGUGGUAGUAAUACCCCUGUCAGACGGGCACUUCAAAUGACAUUUACCCCAAAUGACAUUCAGCGUAAAUGUCAUUUAGGCAGUGUCACACGGGAACUUAAAUGACAUUCGACUUAAAUGACAUUCGAGCUCAACUGAGUUCGCCCAAACUCAUUUACGGCUCGUAAAUGUGUAGCCUCGUCAACAGCGGUCAGCGCAAGUUCCGCGAAUUGAAAUAAAACAUUAUAAAUAAUAUAAAUACAAUUGAAAACAGUGCUUGUAGCAAUUAUUUUUAGAAAAAAAUGCUUAUAACCUGUAUAUCUCGCACACCUUUUGCGAUAUAUUCGUUUAAUAUACUCGCGGUCUCAGUUGCCCAGUACCAGCCGUUGUCUGCUCGCUCGUCUGCUCGCUCGCUUACCUCGGUUGUUUAGCUUUCCCAUUCCUUUUGCCAUUUAUCUGUCUCAUCUUCUAUUUCUUUUGUUUAUAUUUUAUCAUCGUUUUAUAGUCUUUUAUUCUUGUGUUGUAUAUAAAUAAUAUUUUUGUUGUACAUAUAUAUUUUAUUGUUUUAAGUCGUUUUAAGAACGCGCGCGAAGUGACACCAUGUCGAACGGAGCGGGACCAGCGGGACCUUCGGCCGCGAAGAAGAGGGAACCGCGCGUAGUGUGGACUUCCCAGGAGACCUGGACGUUGAUCCGGCUCUGGGAGGGCAGAAUGGAGGACCUUCGACGCGCCAAGCGUAACGGAGGAGUGUACGAAGAGAUUGCGGAGGAGCUGCUUCGUUGCGGCAUCGUGAGGACGAAGGGCCAGGUUCACACCAAGAUAGAAAAUUUGACCAACACGUACCGAAAACACCUGAGGGAAGGGACCACCACGGGUUCCGGUGCCAUGAAGUGGCCCUUCUUCUGGGACCUCAACCGACUGUUGGGGUCCCUACCGCUGAACGACACGACCCUCGUGGAUGAAAGCCUAGCUUCUAACAAUGCUACACCAGCAGUAGUGGAGUUGCUCUCCGACAUGCAAGAGGGAGGCGUGGUCGAAGUGGACUACUUCGAGGAGCCCGUCGAGGAACCGGGAGAGGAGCUGCGUGGCGAGGAAAGCCAAGUCACCAGCACCCCCGCCACUACAAGUGUCAGCAGGCCGGGGCCCAGCAGCGUCAAUGGCACGAGCAACGUGCCGCUCAGGCCACAGAAAAGGAAGAGGCCGCAAGCUCCAAGCACCGCAUAUAUUAAAACGGUGAUUGAUGAGCAGAGGCUGCUCAGGCAGAGUUUUGAGGCAUCGAGGGCAAGAGAGUUUGCCCUACGCGAGCGGGAAAUAGUCCUGCAAGAAACCGCCAUCAAGGUGCAGCAAGAGCUCGCGACUUCAUUGAUGGCUUUCAUGAAUAAAAAUGCCUCGUAAACUGCAAUG
This is a messenger RNA of Ixodes scapularis (black-legged tick), 3574 nucleotides long. RefSeq lists its product as uncharacterized. NCBI's taxonomy places the organism in Eukaryota, Metazoa, Arthropoda, Arachnida, Ixodida, Ixodidae. The record is from RefSeq and is a predicted model, not a curated record. The transcript is spliced from 3 exons. Bases 2771 to 3565 code for a protein of 264 amino acids. Gene Ontology annotation, biological process: positive regulation of DNA-templated transcription. Gene Ontology annotation, cellular component: nuclear body.